Messenger RNA from Ipomoea nil (Japanese morning glory), 1133 nucleotides. RefSeq lists its product as uncharacterized. The transcript is spliced from 7 exons. Bases 257 to 1039 code for a protein of 260 amino acids. Lineage: Eukaryota; Viridiplantae; Streptophyta; Magnoliopsida; Solanales; Convolvulaceae. The record is from RefSeq and is a predicted model, not a curated record.
CGUGGAUAUCCAUUUCUCAGAACGGCCUCUAUUAUGGCGGCGCCGUGGUCCGACAUUAGAAAUCAGAACGACGGCGACACAACUGCCUUGCUGCGGCGGAAGGGAAUUCGGAGCGAGUACUUUCUGCUUAGUUUAUGCAACUGAUAUUCGAUACCGCUUCCGGGAACAACCGGCGUAGCGAGCUCAAAGUUCAGAGGUUUUGUUCAUGGAAAAUGCCGACGAGCUGAUCAGUGACGAGGCAUAGAGAUUCAUAACGAUGUAUGCGGUUAGAUUUCUACGCUUGAUUACAACUAGGGCUUCUCUUUCCUCUGUUAAUGUCAGCUCUGUUUACUCGCAGUCUAGAGCUCUAUAUGUUGGAAGGUUUGAGCCUUCAAUAAAUACAUGGGUGAACAACCUAAAGCCUCAAGUGUACAGUUCGAUAUCAAAGUUCCAAAAUCGAUUUGAUGUUCGAAAAUUUCAUCAGCAGUUCUCGAAAUUAAAGAAUCCGGGAGGUAAUUUCACUAUGUGCAAUGCGGUUGGUUUGUCAGCAUUGCUUGGAUCAGUUAGCAUAUGGCCACGCACUGCGUAUGCUGUGGGUGGCUUUGAUGCUUUGUUGGAUGAUGAUCACUUGGGCUUGCUGGCAAAUACCAAGUCCAAGAACGACUACCAGACUUUCUUGGUCUUUCUAAAGAAAUUGCUGGUUCCAAUUUUCCUAGCGUUAACUAUUUUUCUGAAUUGGGGUCAUCCACUGAUCAUUGCAGCGAAAGUAACUCUUAUUCUUUACACGACGAAGCCCAGCCCUCUCUCAAUUUACCUCUUUGUUGAAGAGUUGCGAAAUCAAGAAAUCCAAAAACAUCCAUUCAUCUAUAAAUUCAAGUCAUUGCAUGCAAAUAAAGUUGAUGUUGAAGAUUAUGCAAUUUUCUGUUUGGCUAAAGUGGAGCUAACUGAUCAGAAGUUCACCGUUGUUGGAAUUCUGGGAAGCUGGUGGGUUUUGCCUGUAUCAUCAUGGCAAGAGGGAGUUUCUGUGCUCAAUUACAGAUUCAGUAACAUUUUAAGCUGAGGGCAUACCGGCAUACACAGUGGCUCUGUUUGGCAAACCUAGCUGAAAAACUAUAAGCUAGGAGCUGAUAGCUGAAAAGGAUCUGAAAUAUGAA